AUGACAGACCCAGCCACACCCCCAGCCGACUCCAAUAUCGAUCAUGCAGCCUCCUUGAAGUACUGGAACAGUCAACCCGCCACGCCAGGGAGCAUGUUGGGCGAAUUCCCCUCGGUGUCACGCAUUGACCUCCAAGGAUCAAAGGGCUUCCUAGCCAAAGUACGCCGCCUAAUUCCAGGAAUCCCAUCCGAAGGCAAAUUUGCCCAGGGCGUGGACUGCGGCGCAGGCGUCGGCCGCGUGACAGAGGGAUUUCUCAGCCAUGUCUGCGAAAAGGUCGACGCAGUAGAGCCCGUUGCCAAAUUCACCAAGGUUCUGCAAGACAGUGCCGUCGCCAAGACCGGUGUUGUAGGGACUGUUUACACCAAGGGUCUUGAAGACUGGUAUCCCGAGCGGAAAUACGAUCUCAUUUGGACGCAGUGGUGUGUGGGCCAUCUCACGGAUUCCCAGCUGAUUGAUUACACCGUGCGGUGUCGCAAUGCCUUGACUGAGAACGGUCUCAUGGUUGUUAAAGAGAACUUGUCUACCCAUAAUCUUGGACAGGACAUGUACGACGAUGAGGAUAGCAGCGUCACCAGGACGGAUGCCAAGUUUAAACAGAUUUUCCAGGCUGCUGGGAUGACUGUCAUUAAGUCGGAAUUGCAGAAGGGGUUCCCCAAGAGUUUCAAUCUGCUUCCUGUGCAGUCUUAUGCUCUGCGGCCAGCCACAACGGAGUAG
Messenger RNA from Penicillium antarcticum, 714 nucleotides. RefSeq lists its product as uncharacterized. The record is from RefSeq and is a predicted model, not a curated record. Gene Ontology annotation, biological process: N-terminal protein amino acid methylation. Gene Ontology annotation, molecular function: N-terminal protein N-methyltransferase activity. NCBI's taxonomy places the organism in Eukaryota, Fungi, Ascomycota, Eurotiomycetes, Eurotiales, Aspergillaceae. The transcript has a single exon. The coding region runs from base 1 to 714 and encodes 237 amino acids. Gene Ontology annotation, cellular component: cytoplasm.